CUUUCCUGGCUUUCAUUAAAGAAACUCAAUGCAGUGCGGUCACGCUGCCGAGCUCGCCUGGCAACCUGCCUACACCCUGUGGUACCUCUUUCAUUGGAGGAGAUGGAGCUCGUGGUUUGGGGCUAUGAAAGAAGAGGAAGAGCUUAUUGCAGAGGAACUGGAAGAACUUACUCCAGAGGAAAAGAGAAAACUGGAAAGAAAAUUGAAAAAAGAGCGCAAGAAGCAGGAGAAACAGCUGAUGAGGGAAGCUGGAAUUUCCAUUAAAAAGGUGGAGCCCAAAAARCCAUCGGGAUGUGAGCGUGCCCUGGCCUAUUUAACCAGCUGGUCUAAAAAUCCAGAAGAAUGGAAGUUUCAGAAGACAAGACAAACGUGGCUUCUGCUGCACAUGUAUGAUAAAGAGAAGGUUCCAGACAAGUAUUUCACCAUUUUACUGGAUUACCUGCAAGGGCUUCAGGGUGGUGCACGAGACAAAACGGUGCAGAAAGCUGAAGCUUUUAUGAAAGAAUUUGAUGGUUCUGAUGGGGAAGACCCAAACCUGCUGGAGAAGUGUGAGCGCAUCAGACAAGUUCUACAGCUGCUGUCCUGAGAGUAUUUUUGAGUCAUAAUUGUUGUCUGGUGGAGGGGAGGAGAGGAUGUCUCAUACAGAAGUUGUAAAGGAUUUGUAAAGAUAAUACUACAUUUUAUACUCAUGGUUUUUUUCCAGUUGAAAAUAUUUAUCGUGUUUGGAGCUGAUGAAAUAAAAAUAACAUAUAUAGCCCACAGUCUUGCUAUUAAUUUUACUGCACAGCUUUAGAAAAACAAACCUCUCUCCCUCUCAUUAGUUUUUCUCCAUCUCCCCCUGUAAUUACUGUUAAAUACGAGGAACUUUGCAGAUCUUAAUAAGAAGAGCAAAAUAACCAGCAUGAAGCCUGGAGGGUCUUUUACAAUGGCAGCUUUUAAAAUGAGUGUACAGUACAGUGCGUGCUYAGCCAGCUGUAAUCUCUCACUUUCAGCUUCACAAGGAUGUCAUUUGGAUUGGGGAAAGAUCAUUUUCAGUCUGUUGAGCACGGGUUGURUGACACAGUUGCUUAUUAGUACUUCACGCAGUGAUCUGGAGAUACUGUCAGCUUUGCUGAUUUUCUUUUUGAAUUUUAAAGUUUUCAAAUGCAUCAGGGCAAUUGUUUGGAUACUGAGAUAAUGCACRGAUGGGAACAGAUCAAAUCUUUGACUGUGUGUGGUGAAAUCAUCAGAUUGUACCUAAACUUACCCUACAAUCAGAAGUGCUGUGCUCUAUCCAUCCUGUCCAUAUUGCAUUUUCCUCUUCCUCCUGCAAUUGGCAUCCAAAAGAAUUAAUUCCUGUUCAUUCCUUUUGGCAAGGGACAUUUGUUUCUUAGGAACGUGCUGAAAAUGAGGCUUUCAAGUAAAAACCAAGGACAUUAAUUACUCAAAAGUUGGAUGAUUGGCUUAUUUAAUAACACUGGUAUUCAGACAGGGUUCCUGACCUGAUUCUUU
Malurus melanocephalus (red-backed fairy wren) is the source of this 1491-nucleotide messenger RNA. RefSeq names its product chromosome unknown C7orf50 homolog (gene CHLSN). The transcript is spliced from 4 exons. NCBI's taxonomy places the organism in Eukaryota, Metazoa, Chordata, Aves, Passeriformes, Maluridae. Bases 29 to 586 code for a protein of 185 amino acids. The record is from RefSeq and is a predicted model, not a curated record.